GGGGGAAGGCGGGGGAGGCGCCGAGGGUGGAGGCCAAGCGCGGCGCAGCCAGAGAGGGGCGGCUGAAGGUUGCAUCUGCUGGAAGGAGGCUUUUCGGCUGCUUGGUAACGGGCUGCCAGAAGAGAGAGAGGCAGAGAGCAGGGCAGCGGCUUCUUGACGUCAGGGCCAAGCGAGGGGAUCGCGCCAGCAACCCCAGCUCUCCCCAGAGAGGGGCCGGCCGACCGCUGGAGCGGAGCCUGACGCCAGGCGCCCGCGGAGCGUGAGUAGGGGGCGCGGGAGCCGGUCAGCUGGGGCGCAGCAUGCCCUCUGCUCCCGCGCCAUGGAGAUCGCCCUGGUGCCCCUGGAGAACGGCGGUGCCAUGACCGUCAGAGGAGGCGAUGAGGCCCGGGCAGGCUGCGGCCAGGCCACAGGGGGAGAGCUCCAGUGUCCCCCGACGGCUGGGCUCAGCGAUGGGCCCAAGGAGCCGGCGCCAAAGGGGCGCGGCGCGCAGAGAGACGCGGACUCGGGAGUGCGGCCCUUGCCUCCGCUGCCAAAGGAGCUGCCACGGCCUCGACGGCCGCCUCCCGAGGACGAGGAGGAAGAAGGCGAUCCCGGCCUGGGCACGGAGGAGGACCAGGCUCUGGGCACGGCGUCCCUGCACCACCAGCGCGUCCACAUCAACAUCUCAGGGCUGCGCUUUGAGACGCAGCUGGGCACCCUGGCGCAGUUCCCCAACACACUCCUGGGGGACCCCGCCAAGCGCCUGCGCUACUUCGACCCCCUGAGGAACGAGUACUUCUUCGACCGCAACCGGCCCAGCUUCGACGGUAUCCUCUACUACUAUCAGUCCGGGGGCCGCCUGCGGAGGCCGGUCAACGUCUCCCUGGACGUGUUCGCGGACGAGAUACGCUUCUACCAGCUGGGGGACGAGGCCAUGGAGCGCUUCCGCGAGGAUGAGGGCUUCAUUAAAGAAGAGGAGAAGCCCCUGCCCCGCAACGAGUUCCAGCGCCAGGUGUGGCUUAUCUUCGAGUAUCCGGAGAGCUCUGGGUCCGCGCGGGCCAUCGCCAUCGUCUCGGUCUUGGUUAUCCUCAUCUCCAUCAUCACCUUCUGCUUGGAGACCCUGCCUGAGUUCAGGGAUGAACGUGAGCUGCUCCGCCACCCUCCGGCGCCUCACCAGCCUCCCGCGCCCGCCCCUGGGGCCAACGGCAGCGGGGUCAUGGCGCCGCCCUCUGGCCCUACGGUGGCACCGCUCCUGCCCAGGACCCUGGCCGACCCCUUCUUCAUCGUGGAGACCACGUGCGUCAUCUGGUUCACCUUCGAGCUGCUCGUGCGCUUCUUCGCCUGCCCCAGCAAGGCAGGGUUCUCCCGGAACAUCAUGAACAUCAUCGAUGUGGUGGCCAUCUUCCCCUACUUCAUCACCCUGGGCACUGAACUGGCAGAGCAGCAGCCAGGGGGCGGAGGAGGCGGCCAGAAUGGGCAGCAGGCCAUGUCCCUGGCCAUCCUCCGAGUCAUCCGCCUGGUCCGGGUGUUCCGCAUCUUCAAGCUCUCCCGCCACUCCAAGGGGCUGCAGAUCCUGGGCAAGACCUUGCAGGCCUCCAUGAGGGAGCUGGGGCUGCUCAUCUUCUUCCUCUUCAUCGGGGUCAUCCUCUUCUCCAGUGCCGUCUACUUCGCAGAGGCUGACAACCAGGGCACCCAUUUCUCUAGCAUCCCUGACGCCUUCUGGUGGGCAGUGGUCACCAUGACCACUGUGGGCUACGGGGACAUGAGGCCCAUCACUGUUGGGGGCAAGAUCGUGGGCUCGCUGUGUGCCAUCGCCGGGGUCCUCACCAUUGCCCUGCCUGUGCCCGUCAUCGUCUCCAACUUCAACUACUUCUACCACCGGGAAACGGAUCACGAGGAGCCGGCAGUCCUUAAGGAAGAGCAGGGCACUCAGAGCCAGGGGCCGGGGCUGGACAGAGGAGUCCAGCGGAAGGUCAGCGGGAGCAGGGGAUCCUUCUGCAAGGCUGGGGGGACCCUGGAGAAUGCAGACAGUGCCCGAAGGGGCAGCUGCCCCCUAGAGAAGUGUAACGUCAAGGCCAAGAGCAACGUGGACUUGCGGAGGUCCCUUUAUGCCCUCUGCCUGGACACCAGCCGGGAAACAGAUUUGUGAAAGGAGAUUCAGGCAGACUGGUGGCAGUGGAGUAGGGAAUGGGAGGCUUGCUGAACAUGGAUAUCUACAUUAUACCGCAGAGUAUUUGAAGUCACACUGUAACCUCAGUCUACCCCUCUCCUUUCACUCCUUUCCUCCCUCCCUCGAUCCCCCCAUUUUCUCUAUUCUUUCCAUGACACCCAAGGGUCGCCUAUUUUUAAAAAGUACCACAUUCCAUGACGCAGGAGCUGUGGAAAUGGUGAGCGCUGUGAGAUGGAUGUAUUUGUAGCCAGUCUCCUAUACCCAGCAGAGGGAUAACCCAAACAAAAAUGACUCUAAAUAGCCCAGAUCCCAAGAGAUUAUGUAACUCCUCCAUCCAUGUGUUCCAAAUUUGCUUUACAUAUGAUUGUAUUUGUGUAUAGGGGAAAAUAUUAUUUUUAUGCCUGGUAAGUGGCUUUUUGUACUGUAGUUCAGAUAGAGAUAUUUUGGGUAUAUUUUCAAGAUACAUGUUGUAUUUAUGGAAGAAAGAGUUGUCCUGAUGUUUUUCUGUGUUACUUAUAUUAGAGUCAGAGAUCUUGGUAUGGGCUGUUCUGUUUCCUGUGUCUCCAAGCCUCUGUCUUUUCUGGGAUGUGGUAUUGGUGCUUUGUGUCUAGGGCAGAGAAUGUUCUUGAAGAAAGGCAAAUCUGACUUUUUCUGUGCGCCUUAAACAAUUCUUGUAACUUUCUUCAAAAAAGCAUUUUAAUGAUAUUGGAGGAAUACUUCUGAUAAUUUAUUGUCUUUAUUUUUAUCCCAGGAAAUAAAAGGUUACCUUGUUGA
Pan troglodytes (chimpanzee) is the source of this 2923-nucleotide messenger RNA. RefSeq names its product potassium voltage-gated channel subfamily A member 5 (gene KCNA5). Gene Ontology annotation, biological process: action potential; protein homooligomerization; potassium ion transmembrane transport. Lineage: Eukaryota; Metazoa; Chordata; Mammalia; Primates; Hominidae. The transcript has a single exon. Bases 320 to 2128 code for a protein of 602 amino acids. Gene Ontology annotation, molecular function: protein binding; delayed rectifier potassium channel activity. The record is from RefSeq and is a predicted model, not a curated record. Gene Ontology annotation, cellular component: voltage-gated potassium channel complex; membrane; intercalated disc.